AUGAAGACGGCCAGUCGGUUGUUCUACCUUUCCGUCUUCUCCCUGUGGGCAACUCCUUCGGCCUGCUCCUCGUCGUCGGACAGCGAAUGCUCGGUAUCCUCCAAAUCGAUCGUGCAAGACGCGUGCGCCUCGUACGCGACUCUCGAAAAGCUCAACGGCAACGUCAAGCCGAACCUGGACCACCUCGUCCGAACGUCCGACUUCUUCUCUCACUACCGCCUCAACCUCUUCAACAAGGCGUGCCCCUUUUGGGACGAUGGGAACGGCGUGUGCGGGAACAUAGCCUGCGCCGUCGAGACGCUCGACAACGAGGAGGACAUCCCGCCGGUCUGGCGCGCGCACGAGCUGGGUAAGUUGGAGGGGCCCCUGGCCAAGCACCCGGGAAAGACGGAGCAGAGGGCGCAUCCGGAUCGGCCGUUGCACGGCAAGCUGGGCGACGAGGUCGGCGAGAGCUGCGUCGUCGAGUACGACGACGAGUGCGACGACCGUGACUACUGCGUCGUCGAGGACGAGAGCGCCACGUCCAAGGGGGACUACGUCAGCCUCCUGCGCAACCCCGAGCGCUUCACGGGAUACGGCGGCGAGGGGGCGAAGCAGGUCUGGGAUGCCAUCUACCGCGAGAACUGCUUCCAGAAGAGCUCCUUUCCCCACUCGGCCAAUCUCGGGUCUCCCCUGUGGCCGGCCGGCCCGGCCGUGCAGGACUUCAAGCAGGUCCUGCAGUCGGCCGGCCGCCAGGCGCAGCUCCAGGCCGAGCGUCUGCGCCAGCCCAACGUGCCCUUCGUGGCCAGCACGGGCUACGAGGCCGAGGACGAGUGCCUGGAGAAGCGCGUCUUCUACCGCGUCGUGUCGGGCAUGCACGCGAGCAUCAGCGCGCACCUGUGCUGGGACUUUCUGAACCAGACGACGGGCGAGUGGCAGCCGAACCUGUCCUGCUACCUCUCGCGCCUCCACGGCUUCUCCGACCGCAUCAGCAACCUCUACUUCAACUACGCCCUCGUCACCAGGGCCGUCGCCAAGCUCGGCCCCUUCAUGCGCGGGCCGCAGUACACCUUUUGCACCGGCGACCGUUCCGAGGACGAGGCGACGCGGGCCAAGGUCCUCGAGGUGACCAACAUGGCGGCCGCGGUGCCCAACAUCUUCGACGAGAGCCUCAUGUUCGUCAACGGCGAGGGCCCAUCCCUUAAGGAGGAUUUCCGGGCCCGCUUCCGCAACAUCAGCCGGCUCAUGGACUGCGUCGGCUGCGACAAGUGCCGGCUCUGGGGCAAGAUUCAGACAAACGGCUACGGCACCGCCCUCAAGGUUCUCUUCGAGAUCGACAACAACAGCGGCGAGGUGCCGGUCCUGAAGCGCACCGAGCUCGUCGCCCUGUUCAACACGUACGCCCGCUUGAGCGAGUCGCUUCGCGCCAUCGGCGAGUUCAGGAAGAUGGUCAAGGGUCGGGCGGCGGUCGAGUCGGACGAUGCCGCCUCCCCUGCCCGGUCCACGCCUCGCCCCGUCCACGUGACGGAACCGGCGGUCGCGGAGAAGGCGUCGGAAGCCAGCGUCCCCGAACAGCACGGCGCCCCGUCGGCCGACGGGAGCGAGGCCGACCGUCUCCUGCCGGACGAGGAGAGCGAGGCGGAGAGCCUCGAGGCGAAGGACGAGGACGAGGACGAGGCGGAGAGCCUCGAGGCGAAGGACGAGGACGAGGACGAGGCGUUGCGCGAGUUCAUCGCUCUGCGCCGUCAAGGACCGAGGAGCGACUCGUUGUACGACCGUACGGCGCACGAGAUGGCGCAAUUAGGCGUCGCCGUCAAGAUUGUCAUCCGCGGCUGGCUUCGCGCACCAAAGCUGUUCUGGCACAUCUUCGUCACCGAGCUUCGGCGCCUGUGGCAGUUCUGGGUUGGACUGCCGGUGCACCCGCGGCAGUGGACGAUUCAGCUCCCAGACUUGAACCGGGCCGAACUGUAG
Messenger RNA from Drechmeria coniospora, 1950 nucleotides. RefSeq names its product Endoplasmic oxidoreductin-1. Lineage: Eukaryota; Fungi; Ascomycota; Sordariomycetes; Hypocreales; Ophiocordycipitaceae. The coding region runs from base 1 to 1950 and encodes 649 amino acids. The record is from RefSeq and is a predicted model, not a curated record. Gene Ontology annotation, molecular function: FAD binding; thiol oxidase activity; protein-disulfide reductase activity. The transcript has 3 exons. Gene Ontology annotation, biological process: protein folding in endoplasmic reticulum. Gene Ontology annotation, cellular component: endoplasmic reticulum; endoplasmic reticulum membrane.